GGCAUCACCAAGCCGGCCAUCCGCCGCCUGGCGCGGCGCGGCGGCGUGAAGCGCAUCUCGGGGCUGAUCUACGAGGAGACGCGCGGCGUGCUCAAGGUGUUCCUGGAGAACGUCAUCCGCGACGCCGUCACCUACACCGAGCACGCCAAGAGGAAGACGGUCACGGCCAUGGACGUGGUCUACGCGCUCAAGCGCCAGGGACGCACCCUCUACGGCUUCGGCGGUUAAACUCCCAUUGCUUAGUUA
Messenger RNA from Coturnix japonica (Japanese quail), 246 nucleotides. The record is from RefSeq and is a predicted model, not a curated record. Lineage: Eukaryota; Metazoa; Chordata; Aves; Galliformes; Phasianidae.